This is a messenger RNA of Lachancea meyersii CBS 8951, 1722 nucleotides long. NCBI's taxonomy places the organism in Eukaryota, Fungi, Ascomycota, Saccharomycetes, Saccharomycetales, Saccharomycetaceae. The record is from the annotation of a GenBank genome assembly.
AUGAGUGCUGAACACGACGGUCUACUGGGACUUCGGAGGAAACCCUCCUCUUCGACCUCUUCGAGCCUGAAAAGAACGGUCUUGCUCGGUAUGAGUUUGGCUCUGGGCUCAAUGGCUUGGUAUUCGAGAAAUAGCCAGGUGACCGUCUUCAAGACGCAGGAAACGUCGGGAUGCCAAAAGAUUGAGGCCCUGGCACCAGACUUCGACAAAUCAAUUGAUCUGAUCUUCAGGGAUCCGCAAUUUCGCCAAGAGUCCCAAAAAAAAUUCAGUGGUGCCUUGCAAAUUCCUACCGAAAUCCAGGAUUCCAACCCACAGCCAGGCGAUGACCUGGACUACUACACGGAAUUUUUCAAGCUCCACAGCUACUUGUUUGAGACUUUCCCGUUGGUGCACAAGCAUUUGAAGCUCGAGAAAGUCAAUCACGUUGGUCUGCUUUACACCUGGCAGGGAUCUGACGAAUCUUUAAAACCUAUGAUGUUGACUGCACACCAGGAUGUCGUUCCCGUCAACCGUCAGACGGUGAAGGACUGGACUUAUCCACCUUUUUCGGGACAUUAUGACAACGAAACUGACUAUGUUUGGGGCCGUGGUGCAGCAGAUUGUAAAAACCUUUUGAUUGGUGAAUUGGAAGCCGUCGAACAACUCUUGAAGGACGGAUUCGAACCAAAGAGAAGUGUUCUCAUUGCGCUUGGUUUUGACGAGGAGUCAUCGGGAAUCUUAGGUGCGCAGACCCUAAGUGAAUUUCUAUACGAACGAUACGGUGACAACGGAAUUUACUCGAUCGUCGAUGAGGGCAAUGGGGUCACUCCACUUGGCAACAAUCUUUACGUCGCCGCUCCUAUCACGGGCGAGAAGGGCUACUUAGACGUUGAGAUCAUAAUACAUGGAGUGGGUGGUCAUUCUUCUGUUCCCCCAGACCAUACUACUAUUGGCAUCGCGGGCAUAUUGAUCAAAAUGCUCGAGUCUAACCCAUUCACACCCACCUUUACCACCAAAAAUCCAUUUUACGGUUUCUUGACGUGCGCAGCCGAACAUGACAAGAAACUGCCAGGUGAGGCGAAGAAAGCCAUCUUGGAAGCUCCCUUUGACUCCAAACAAAGAGAAAAGAUGCUGGAGUUUGUUAGCGCGGACAGAAGCCUCCGCGACUUGCUAAGAACAUCUCAGGCAAUCACCUUAAUUCAAGGUGGUGUGAAGGCAAACGCCUUACCAGAAGUAACUUCUUUUUUGAUCAAUCAUCGUAUUGACGUUACUUCAUCCGUUGACGAGACUAUAGAAAGAGAUUUGAACCACGUUAAGAAAAUCGCUGAACAGUUCAACUACGGUGUUGUAGUAGCUGGAAAAGAGAUCAUUGCUCCUACAGAACUGGGCUAUAUCGAGCUAAAACCCGAGAAAGCUCUAGAGCCAGCGCCGCUCAGUCCGGUGACAAACUCCCAAGUGUGGGAUCUUUUCGCAGGUACUAUUCAGAAUGUGUUUGAAAAUGGCCACUUCAAGGGCCAAUCUGACGUUGAAUUCUACGUAACGCAGUCUCUCAUCUCCGGGAACACAGACACAAGGUAUUAUUGGCGUUUGACGGAAAAUAUCUACCGGUUUAUGGCUAUGAUUGUCGAUAAGGACAUGAUGCGCACGAUCCACUCAGUCGAUGAGCACAUGCCGAUGACAUCUCAUUUGUCCACCAUAGCCUUUGUUUAUGAGUACAUUGUCAAUGUCAACGAGAAGGCUUAG